Cyprinodon tularosa is the source of this 2680-nucleotide messenger RNA. RefSeq names its product tetratricopeptide repeat domain 13 (gene ttc13). Gene Ontology annotation, molecular function: protein binding. Bases 93 to 2570 code for a protein of 825 amino acids. The record is from RefSeq and is a predicted model, not a curated record. The transcript is spliced from 23 exons. NCBI's taxonomy places the organism in Eukaryota, Metazoa, Chordata, Actinopteri, Cyprinodontiformes, Cyprinodontidae.
ACAGCAGGGGUGCUCGGUUGUUGUAGUUUCGAUGAGUUCUGUGACUGCGGGGCUUCUGACUGCAGCAGCUUCCGUCACUCAUGUAGCCGAACAUGGCCCCUGUCAGCCGGGCUGUUGCUGUGGCAGCGCUCUCUCUGCUCUACCUGUGCGGCGGAAUCAUCUCCACGGAGUUCUUCUCCACGCUCACGCUGUUCAACAACGAGCUCCACAAGCAGGGAUGCAGUUCGCUGUCCGAGUGGGAGGACUACGCUGCAGACUGCGACUCUUCAGUUUUGCAGUUUGAGGAUCCGGACUGCGUGGAGGGAAGCAACCCGCCGUGCGAGUCGGUCUUCUCCCUUAACGCUGAAAAGAUCCUGAACCAAGCCAAGUUGUUUAUAGAGCAAAAGAAAAUCCCCUUCCCUGUAGACAACCAAAACACAAACGAGGAACUUGCUAUUUGCUACGUUUUAAUAGGAAAUGGCCUUUAUGAUGAAGCCAUUAAACAUUUCUCUUUGCUACUACAGAGUGACCCAGAGUUAGUCAGUGCCAUCUAUGGUAGAGGGAUAGCCUACGGAAAGAAAAGCCUGCAGGAAAUAAAGAAUGCUGACCUGGCGUUGUACGAGCUUAACCGGGUCAUCACACUCGAGCCCAACUGGCCAGAGGUUUAUGAGCAGAGAGCGGAGAUUCUGUCCCCUCUGGGUCGGAUCAGCGAGGCCCUCAGUGACCUCACCAAAGCUAUCCAGCUGCAGCCAUCAGCUCGUCUCUACAGACACAGAGGAACUCUGCUCUUUAUUUCUGAGGAUUAUGUUGCAGCCAUGGAGGACUUUCAGAGAUCCUUAGAGCUGAAGAAGAAUCAGCCCAUCGCAAUGCUAUAUAAGGGCCUCACCUUUUUCCAUAGAGGCAUGCUAAAGGAAGCCAUCGAGACAUUCAAAGAGGCCUUGAAGUUGAAGUCUGACUUCAUAGAUGCAUAUAAGAGCCUUGGGCAGGCCUACAGAGAACUGGGGGAUUUUGAAUCUGCUAUGGACAGCUUCCAGAAAGCCCUAAUGCUUAACCAGAACCACAUCCAGUCUCUCCAGCUCCGAGGCAUCAUGCUGUACCACCACGGCUCUCUGCAGGAGGCCAUUGGUAACUUUAAGCGGUGUCUCCAGUUGGAGCCGUACAACGAGGUGUGUCAGUACAUGAAGGGCCUGAGCCAUGUGGCCAUGGGUCAGUUCUACGAGGGCAUCAAAGCUCAGACUAAAGUCAUGCUUAACGACCCUCUGCUGGGACAAAAAGCCAGCUCAGAGUACCUCAAAGUGAAAUACCUCCGAGAAUAUUCUCGCUACUUACACUCCCACCUGGAUAUUCCUGUAGCGGAGUACAACGUGGACCAGGACCUACCAGGCAACUUUAAGAAUCACUGGGCCAAGAACCUGCCGUUUUUGAUAGAAGACUAUGAGGAACAGCCUGGCCUGCAGCCACAUAUCAAAGAUGUCCUCCCACAGAACUUCGACAGCUACAGCUCUGAAGUCCAGAAGCUGAUCUGCACGGCCGACCACCUGGGAUUACUGAUGCAGUACGACACUCCAGGAUUCCUACCAAACAAAAGAAUACACAGAGCCAUGGGUUUAGCGACACUGGAAGUGAUGCAGGCCAUGCAGCGCACAUGGAGCAACUCUAAAGUACGAGUUAAUGGAAAGACCCGGCAAAUGCUGUGGAGAGACAUGUUUGACAUCGCCGUCAAAUGGAGGAGGAUCGCAGAUCCAGACCAGCCGGUCCUUUGGUUAGAUCAGAUGCCAGCCAGGAGCCUAAGUCGAGGCUUCAACAAUCACAUCAAUCUCAUCAGGGGGCAGAUUAUUAACAUCAGAUACCUGGCCUACUUUGACAACAUCCUAGAAUUUAUCAAAGACAGAAUAUUAGUGUACCACGGGGCGUAUAACCCAAGAGGCCUCCUGGAGGUCCGCCAAGCACUUGAAAAUGUGAAUAAAGUAGAAGAUCUUCUGCCAAUAAUGAAGUUUAACAGUAAAACCAGAGACGGAUUCACGGUGAACUCCAAGGUGCCAAGCCUGAAGGAUGCUGGGAAGGAGUAUGACGGCUUUACAAUCACCAUCACUGGAGACAGGGUGGGAAACAUGUUGUUCUCAGUAGAGACCCAGACAACAGAGGAACGGACCCAGCAGUACCAAUCAGAGAUCGAGUCUAUCUACAAAGAUCUCACAGUUAAAGGAAAGGCCCUCAUGCUUUCUACUGAGCUUGGGGACGCAGAUGCGGUCUGCAACCUUAUCCUUUCUUUAAUAUAUUACUUCUGCAACCUCAUGCCUCUAUCCAGAGGAUCCAGUGUUGUGGCGUACUCGGUUGUUAUGGGGGCGCUGAUGGCCAGUGGGAAGGAGGUCAUUGGUAGGAUCCCAAAAGGAAAGCUGGUAGAUUUCGAAGCAAUGACGGCACCAAGUCCAGAAAACUUCAGUAAAACGGCAAAAAGCUGGAUGAAUCUCAAAAGUUUACCGAGUUGGUACCGAAGUCUUCCAUCGGUAGCAGAGACCUUCCCGUCCAUCAGAACAAUGAUAGAAGUCCUAAACACAGACUCGUCUUCACAUUGUCCAAAGAAGUCUUGAAACGUCUUCCAACGCUCAGAGAAAUCCGUCAAAGAAAGUCUUAAAAAUGGAGCUUCUGCACAACUCAGCAAAGGCACAGAGUUCUACUUCCCAAACAUCACUGGAUCCCA